Messenger RNA from Vitis riparia (riverbank grape), 2804 nucleotides. Its product is annotated as probable potassium transporter 13. Gene Ontology annotation, cellular component: membrane. Gene Ontology annotation, biological process: potassium ion transmembrane transport. The coding region runs from base 152 to 2392 and encodes 746 amino acids. The record is from RefSeq and is a predicted model, not a curated record. Lineage: Eukaryota; Viridiplantae; Streptophyta; Magnoliopsida; Vitales; Vitaceae. The transcript has 9 exons. Gene Ontology annotation, molecular function: potassium ion transmembrane transporter activity.
CUGUCUCUCUAUAAAAGUCUAAUGGACUUUCUCUCUCUUCUGCUUCACUUCCUUAUGUUAUAGACUUUUCUAGUUUCUACUUCCCUUCAGUUUGUAUAUUUUGGGAUUAGGGUUUCGAGUUUUUGGAGGCUUUACUGGGUUUCAGAGGAGUAUGGAUCCUGAAUCCGCUUCUUCCACCCGGGACUCCAAGCUGAAAUUGUAUACGACUACUUUAUGUCUGGCAUAUCAAAGUUUUGGGGUCGUAUAUGGUGACCUAAGCAUAUCACCAAUCUAUGUUUACAAAAGCACAUUCUCAGGGAGGUUGAGACUUCACGAGGACAAUGAUGAAAUUCUUGGGGUACUUUCUUUGGUUUUCUGGACUUUGACUCUUAUCCCUCUCUGCAAGUACAUUAUAUUUGUAUUAGGAGCAGAUGACAAUGGUGAAGGUGGAACAUUUGCUUUAUAUUCAUUACUCUGUCGGCAUGCGAAGGUGGGUCUUUUAAGCACUUUCCAUGCAUCAGAUGACAACACAUCCUUUUACAACUCUGGACCAUCUUUGAAGGAGACUAGAAGCAGUUCUAUUUUGAAACAAUUCUUUGAGAAGCAUUGGAGUUCUCAAAUUGUAUUAUUGCUAUUUGUGCUUCUGGGGACUGGCAUGGUUAUUGGUGAUGGUGUCCUGACCCCAUCAAUGUCAGUGCUUUCUGCAGUUUCUGGUGUUAAAGUCAAGAUUCCGAAUCUACAUGAGAAUUAUACUGUAUGCAUUGCUUGUGUGAUUUUGGUGGGACUGUUUGCCCUUCAGCACUAUGGAACGCAUAGAGUGGGCUUUCUUUUUGCUCCCAUCCUGAUAGCCUGGCUGUUAAGUAUCAGUGGGGUGGGAAUUUACAACAUACUACACUGGAAUCCUCACAUUGUCAGUGCUCUGUCACCAUAUUAUGCAUAUAAUUUUUUCAAGGAGACUGGAAAAGAUGGAUGGAGAUCUCUUGGAGGCAUUGUCCUUUGCAUUACUGGUGCGGAGGCCAUGUUUGCGGAUCUUGGUCAUUUCUCUCAGAUAUCUAUCAGGCUUGCAUUCACACUAUUUGUGUACCCUUGCUUGAUUCUGGCUUAUAUGGGUGAGGCUGCUUAUCUUUCCCAGCACAAAGAGGACCUUCAGAGCAGCUUCUACAAAGCCAUCCCUGAGGUUAUAUUUUGGCCGGUCUUUAUCAUAGCGACUCUUGCAACAGUGGUGGGAAGUCAGGCUGUUAUUUCCGCUACGUUCUCUAUCAUCAGCCAGUGUAGGGCUUUGAGUUGCUUCCCACGUGUUAGGAUAAUACAUACAUCAAACCAAAUACAUGGGCAGAUUUACAUACCUGAGGUGAACUGGAUUCUAAUGUUCUUGUGCCUUGCCGUUGUCAUUGGCUUCAGAGAUACUGACAUGAUAGGCAAUGCUUAUGGACUUGCGGUAAUCAUUGUAAUGUUGAUUACCACCUGCUUGAUGUUUCUUGUAAUUGUUAUGGUUUGGAAGCGAACUAUUUUGGUGGCAAUCACAUUUGUGAUCAUUUUUGGAUCCAUAGAGUUGCUCUACUUCUCCGCAUGCAUAACCAAAGUCCACAAAGGAGGCUGGGUCCCUAUUGUUCUCUCCCUGAUAGUUUUAUUUUUUAUGAGCAUCUGGCACUAUGGGACUUUGAAGAAACGUUCUUUCGAGUUGCAGAACAAGGUAUGCCUGGAUACGCUCCUAACACUGGGGCCAAGCCUUGGCAUAAAUCGUGUUCGUGGUAUUUGCCUAAUCUACUCCAAUGUGGUCUCAGGGGUCCCACCAAUGUUUGCUCACUUUGUGACCAACUUUCCUGCCUUCCAUGAGAUCCUCGUAUUUGUGACUAUUCAGUCUCUUACAGUUCCAAAAGUUCCAGCUGAGGAGCAAGUCCUUGUCAGCCGCAUUGGCUCACCAGAAUAUCGUCUCUUUCGGUGCAUUGUUAGGUAUGGUUACAGAGAUGUAAGGAAGGAUACUUAUGCUUUUGAGGGUCAUGUGCUAAAUUCCGUGGCAGAGUUUUUGAAGGGAAAUAGUGAUGGUUGUGUUGAGAGUGGAGCAUAUGGAGGUGAGAUGACUAUGAUUCGGCAGCCAUCAAGCCAGCUGGUGGAUGCGGUUAUCAGGCAACCAGAGAAUGGAGCUGCGACUGGGACAAGCCGGAGAAAAGUGAGAUUUUCAACUGUGGGACUCAACAAGGAAGUGGAAGAACUUGAGGCAGCAAGGGAAGCUGGACUGGCAUACAUGAUGGGUAAUACCUGUGUCAUGGCAAGUGAAACGUCUUCAUACUUGAAGAAGUUUGUGAUCGACAUUGUAUACGGGUUCUUGAGACGAAACUGUCGCCGUCCAGCAACUUCACUUGGGGUACCUCACACCUCUCUAAUCGAAGUUGGAAUGGUUUAUCGGGUCUAACAUCAUAUGGUAAAAUUGUUGGGCCUGUUGCAUUCUUUCUUUGCAACCAGGGAACAUGGAAUAGAGGUGGAUUGACUUCUUGUAGGCAGGGGGGUUGUUAGUGAGAAUUCAGGGUGUGAUUCUUGUGGGUUAAUGCUGGUGGAAAAGGUCUUAGGAAACUACUUGUGUUGGUGAAUAGAAGACAAAAGUGGGAGAGGCAUCUUGUCUUACAGGGAAAAUUGAUAACAAAGAACAGGGUUAUAGAAAGAACUACACUGAUUGCAAUUAAUUGUUCACGGAUGAGGGAAUGACACUUGGUGUACAUGUUUCUCUGUUUUAUAGAGAGGGCAGUUUUAGGAGGCUAGGAGCAUUGCAAACUUGAGCUAUGUAACUAAAGAAUUGCGUGUUAUUAUGAAAUUUUCAUUCUGCCCCC